Messenger RNA from Caenorhabditis sp. 36 PRJEB53466, 479 nucleotides. Lineage: Eukaryota; Metazoa; Nematoda; Chromadorea; Rhabditida; Rhabditidae. The record is from the annotation of a GenBank genome assembly.
AUGCAAGUUGUGUCCGACACGGGAACUUCGUUCAUUGCUGCUCCGUUUUCUGUGCUCAAAGGAAUUGUGGCAGCUCUCGGAGCAACGGUGAGCUCUCAAAGAGUAUCUAUCCACUUAUUCACUCUUUUCCAGUACGACAACACCACGAGAAACAACUACGUGCCUUGCGACACAGACAAGGGAACAUUCGACAUUCUGAUCGGAAGCAACACCUAUUCGGUGGAGACUAAAAACUUUAUCAUUGACGUGAGCACACACUUUUCUUGAAAAGGUAAACUUUGAAAAAGUACUUUCAGAUUAACCAAGGGAACACGUGUCUUCUGGCUAUUUCCGGAUUGAGUGGAUACGGAAUUGGACCCACGUGGAUCCUCGGAUCUCCGUUCAUCCGUCAAUUCUGCCACAUUCACGACAUUGGAAAUCAACGAAUGGGAUUAGCUAAAAGUUUGCAAAAAAAUGAAAAACUCUCAAGUACAAAAUAA